Messenger RNA from Uranotaenia lowii, 3378 nucleotides. RefSeq names its product glucose dehydrogenase [FAD, quinone]-like. Bases 232 to 2271 code for a protein of 679 amino acids. NCBI's taxonomy places the organism in Eukaryota, Metazoa, Arthropoda, Insecta, Diptera, Culicidae. Gene Ontology annotation, molecular function: flavin adenine dinucleotide binding; ecdysone oxidase activity. The record is from RefSeq and is a predicted model, not a curated record. The transcript is spliced from 3 exons.
AGAUAGACCUACAAUAUCUAGCAGUCAGUCAGUAAGUCAGCUAUCAGAAUUCAAAUAAGUCUCGCUGCCAUAGAUACAACCUAAUAGGGUUGUAUCCUAUAAAUUUUAUCGCCGAAUGGGACUCGUCAUUCAGUUCCCGAGUGGAUUUCCGACAGAGUGGAUUACUUUGAGAAGGGGUUUUGUUUCUUUCCAACAGAGAGUGGUUUGAUCUGACUGAGGUCAAAGUUCAGGAUGGAGGCGCUGCUGAAUAGUCAGUGUGCCGCCCAGAGUGUUGGCCCCGCCAAUCAGCUCUUUGCGAUGCUCAUUCAAACCAUAAUGGCCGCCCAGUGUAGCAUUUCGCCGCCGGACAUGUGGCCCAAGGACUACGGACCGACGGCCAUCAAUGAGGGGUUGCAGGAGUACGAUUUCAUUAUAGUGGGAGCCGGAUCAGCCGGGUCUGUGGUGGCCAAUCGCUUGUCGGAGAACCCGGACUGGAAAAUUCUGCUGCUGGAAGCUGGCGGCGAUCCACCGAUCGAAUCAGAGAUCGUCGGUUUGCAGGACAGCCUUGUGGGAUCCAACUACGAUUGGCAGUAUAUCGCGGAACGAUCGACCCGGUCCAGCUUGAGCAUCGUGAAUGGGACCCACUGGCCGCGAGGAAAAGUGUUGGGAGGAUCAAGCACGAUCAACGACAUGGUUUAUAUACGCGGCAACAGGUUCGAUUAUAAUGAAUGGAAGGCGAUGGGCAAUCAGGGUUGGGGUUGGGAUGAUGUGUUGCCGUACUUCCUGAAAUCCGAAGACAACAAAGUACCGGAAGUUGUGAAUGCCUACGGUGGAAGAUUCCAUAACGUGGGAGGGUACCAGAGUGUUGAUACGUAUCCUGAUUUGAUGCCUUUCAAUAGGGUGGUGCAGGAAGCUUGGCGGGAGGCUGGCUAUCAAGAGCUGAUCGAUCUAAAUGCUAUUGAACAUAUCGGAUUUGCGCAAAUGCAACAAACAAUCGAUGGUAUUACAACGGCUAAUGCGGCAAAGGCCUUUUUAACGCCGAUAAGAAACAGACCUAAUUUACAUGUGAUAAAGAAUGCCUUCGCAACGUCUUUACACAUGUAUGGCAAAGAAGUGCGGGGAGUAAAUAUGGUGGUUCAGGGCACACAACUACAAGCGUUAGCUAAAAAAGAAGUGAUCCUAUCGGCGGGGUCCAUCAAUACCCCGCAGCUUCUGAUGCUUUCGGGUAUCGGUAGAUCGGAAGAUCUGGUACCACAUAAGAUACUUGUCCGGAAAGAGCUUAAUGUAGGAAGAAAUCUGCAGGAUCACGUUCAAGUUCCAAUUUUCUUCGGACUGGGGAAGCAGACUUCCGACAUCGUUAAAACCCGUUGGGAAACACUUAUGAAUUUGUUUGACUUCACCUUCCGAAACCGGAGUCAACCGUUUGGUCAAACUGGACUCUUGGGGACAAUGGGAAUGCUCAAUACCCAGAGCGAUACAGAGCAGUCUCCAAAUGUUCAGUUCGUUAACGUUUUCAUAGCUAAGGAUAACUACGAUGAAUUGCAAACUUAUUACGAUGCAGGUUACAAUGAAAAUGUUUUGAGUUCUUUGGCAAGUCACAUUCAAUCGCAGGACGUUGCCGCAGUUUUGACAGUGGGGCUUAAUCCCAAGUCCCGGGGUCGUCUCGGCCUCAAAUCUACUGAUCCGUUUGAACAUGUCUGGAUUGAAACGGGGUACUUCAAUGUUCUGGACGAUGUGAACGUCAUUAUUGACGGAAUACGAAUUCAGCAAAGGUUAUUCAGAACAUCUGCUCUAAGCAAUUACUCCCCGAAGUUGUUGAAAAUCAAUAUUCCAGAAUGUGAUUUCACCGAGUUUGAUUCGGACGAGUAUUGGGCCUGCUACGUUAUGCAUAUGAGUACGACCCUAUAUCACCCGGUGGGCACGGCCAAAAUGGGACCAUCAACAGACCCUGAAGCCGUCGUGGACCCAGAACUGAAAGUUUACGGCAUAAAACGAUUGCGAGUCGUCGAUGCCAGCAUUGUGCCCGUUAUUGUUAGUGGUAAUACCAAUGCCCCGGUGCUCAUGUUAGCGGAAAAGGGAGCGGAUCUGAUCAAAGUCGAACAUAUGUCGGCUGCCAGUUUGUUCAAUAGUGCGAGCAACAGCACUCUGAAAAAUCCACUCGUAACUAUCGAUGAGAGUGGUGCAGAGUUUGUUAAGAAAUCGUAUCGAGGGAAAAAUUGGUACCAAACCAGCCAUUUUAUGAAGCAUUGGAGCAAGGUUGACAAUUCGAUCAAUACGAUUGUUCAUAGCUAAUAGAUUUUUUUUUAUUUACGAGAGUAGAAUAAUGCUUCACUGAGAGGCCUGUUUUGUCAAAAAAGAAACAAGGAAACAAUUAACGUGAAAUUUUUUAACAAUAUACAUUUGUUAUGUCAUUAGGGACAAAUGAGGACCACAAGAAUCAGUUACAACUUUUGAUGGUUACGAACAAUAAACGAUGGGUAUUGUAAUCUUUCACUCUGGAUAUUUCCUCGUAUAUUAUUGGCACUUAAGAGUUGAUCCUUCACACGUUUGCUUAAAAGUUCCUGAUUGUUGAAUUGUUAUCUAGUGCUAUAAAUUUUAUAACUCACGGGAACUUCGACUGACGUACUAAAAAGUGAUGUAAAAACUGAACUCGUAUAUUCUAGACUAAGGUUGCCAGAAUUCUUUCAGCACGUAUCACUCAACAAAAAUAAAAAAAAAAAAUUGAAAAAAAAAAUUUUUAUCAUCAAAAUUUAUCGACAGAUUUAAAAUCGCAUUUAAGAUUAAAAAAAACCCUUCAAGAUAAUUUUUUAAAAAACUUGCUCAAAAGUUUCGUUUUAAUUGGUUGAAUAAAAAAUUUUACAACAAAAUGUUUUUUAAACUGCCAAAUAAAGUGAAUAAAUGCAGGCUAAAUCCGGGCAUUUUUCGAAGAAAUCCGGGCAAUCGGGCAGGGCCGAACUUUUUCCAAAUUUUAUAUUAAACAUCAGGGCAAACCCGGAUAAAAUUGGGCAAUCUGGCAACCUUAUUCUAGACGCAAUUUUUGCAAAUAGAUUAUGUAAACUGUUCCAAAGAAUCCUAUUCCAAAUAGUUUCAUAUACUACAGAUUUUAUAUGACCCUUCCCAUACAUUCUGUAAAUCUAAGUUUAAGAUCAUGAUUGUGAACAAAAUACUGAAUACGAAAUGGUUUUUGAAAUCACUUUUUAUAUUCAGCAUUAUUUUGUUGUUGCUGAGGACUGUUCAUAGGUGAAACAUACUAACAUAAAAAUAGUUACCAGUACAAAUCAUGUUUAAACGUUUUUAUUUCAUGUGUAGUUAAUCGAAGUUAGAGUAGUCAAUAUCGUAGGAAAUGUGUAAAAAUCUUUAACAGCAAAGAAAAUGAGACGAUAAAUAUAUUGAAAACAA